GCGCAUGCGUAUUCAUGAUGUGGAAACGACAUCCCUGCUGCUGAGUUGAAAUGUUUGUCGACUAGCCUGUCAUAAUGCGGUCUUUGUUUUUUGUGAACACAUAGUGUAUUAAAAAUAUUCUUUCCUGGCAGCUUAGUUAGUUGAUAUGCUAUGAAGCUAACACGAAAACAGGUUCUCGCGAAGGCAAAGGCCUCCGACUUGGAAAGCGUGAAGAAAUUGAACUGCUGGGGAUGCAACCUGACUGAUAUUUCUAUCUUCACUCAAAUGGCCAACAUUGAGGUGCUGACACUUAGUGUCAACAACAUCUCAUCUCUCUCUUCUCUGGCUGGCUGUCUGUCUCUAUGUGAGCUCUACCUGAGGAAGAACAAUAUUCCCUCACUCUCUGAGCUCUCUCAUCUGCGAACCUUGACACGUCUCAGAGUGCUCUGGUUGGCUGAGAACCCCUGUUGUGGAACUGACUCCAUUCAGUAUCGCCUCACUGUACUGCGCUGCCUUCCUCGCCUCCAGAAGCUUGACAACCAAGUAGUGACAGAGGAUGAGCUUGCACUUGCUCUCAUGGAGGGUGAAGAAGUCACCACCCCCCCAGGCAGUGUUCAAAACCAGCCUUCCACCAAUGGACUUCCAGAUGCAGAGACAGAGAAUGACUCGCUUAACUACAACAUGGAGGAGACCAACAAAAUCAGGGAAGAGUUGGGGAUGAAGCCCCUCUCCAGAGACAAGUUCCCCUCUCUUUCUUCUCCAUCAACCAGAGAAAAUAAACCAUCAAUGAAAAAGACACACACUCUUGAUGCAGUUCUGCUGCUGCUGAAGGAUUUGGAUGAAGAGGAGCUUCACAUUGUACACACAGCUACCCAAAAUAGACUGCAAACCUACACACUGGACUCAGAGAUGCUGUUCGAUUCACUGAAGACACAAAAAACUCCCGAGAUCCAACACUGAAACAUUUUAUAGCAUGCACUCAGGGCCAAACCUCUCCCGCCUCUUUCCAUAUUUAACCUCAUUCUUGGGGCUCACAAUACAGAUCCUUAAACACCGCCUUUCUUACCCGUUACCUUUCGAUUGCAAUAUGCAUGGCACUUGAUUUGGUUCACUGAUCUCUCUCCCGUUUAUUACACAAUUUCACAUGUGGAGAAGUACUAAAUAACUUUUUUUUUUUUUUUUUUUUAAAUAGCAGCAUGCCUACCUGCCUUGUACAAACCUUGAACAAAACGUACGUUUUGCUAAAUGUAAAUCUAUUUCUAUAAUUAAAAAAAUGUAAUUGCAAUAAU
Messenger RNA from Sander lucioperca (pikeperch), 1268 nucleotides. It is a transcript of the gene cfap410, whose product is annotated as cilia and flagella associated protein 410. The record is from RefSeq and is a predicted model, not a curated record. Bases 151 to 939 code for a protein of 262 amino acids. The transcript is spliced from 7 exons. Gene Ontology annotation, cellular component: U4/U6 x U5 tri-snRNP complex. Lineage: Eukaryota; Metazoa; Chordata; Actinopteri; Perciformes; Percidae. Gene Ontology annotation, biological process: mRNA splicing, via spliceosome; cytoskeleton organization. Gene Ontology annotation, molecular function: protein binding.